AUGUUUGGAGAACAACAAACAGAAACCACAGUGGUAAUUCAGGGAGGGCCGAGCAUUGCUCACUCUGUGUUUUUAUCGUCUGUCUCUGUAGAGUGUGGUAAGCCUAAGCUCAACACCAGGAUUGUUGGAGGACAGGCGGCCCCUGCAGGUAACUGGCCCUGGCAGGCCAGUGUGCAAAAGAAUAACGUCCACACCUGCGGAGGAUCCCUCAUUAACAAGAAAUGGGUGCUGACGUCUGCUAAAUGUGUUGGCACCAGCACAACGGGUUUGACUGUGGUCCUCGGUCACCAGACUCUAGACUCCAACUCCAAUAAGGAGUCUCCAACGGUCUCUAAGAUCAUCCCACAUGGAAAUAAGGACAACGACAUCGCCCUCCUGGAGCUCUCCUCACCAGUUACUCUCAAUGACUACAUUAAGCCAGUGUGCCUGGCAGCCUCAGACAGCACUUUCAGCAACGGUGUGAACACCUGGAUCACCGGCUGGAGCAAGAGCUCUGAAGCCUCAAAAAAACUAAUGGAGCUGAAGGUGCCUGUUGUGGGGAACGAACAGUGUAAAAAGGAACUUACACCCACAGACAUCACAGACAACAUGAUCUGCGCCGGGUUAAAGGGUGAAAAGAAGGGCUUCUGUGAGGGGGACUUUGGGGGUCCGAUGGUGUUAAAGACAGGAAGUCCAGAAAGUCACUGGGUCCAGGCUGGAGUCAUGACCUUUAGAAAAGAUUGUUCAACUUCUAAACUUCCAGGAGUCUCUGCCAGAGUGUCCAAGUAUGAGUCCUGGAUCAAAAGUCACAUUACCGGCAGCCAGCCAGGCUUCAUCAAAUUCACGUCCACUGACCUCUCUAAGGGUAAUUCAUGUCUGUUAACUACAGUCAUGUGUUUUUCUGUCAUGAUGACCAUGCUUUGCGAAGUAUCUAACAGAUUUUUAACCUGAAAUUUGAAAGCUUUGAGAUUACACAUUUUUCCACACUGCGUGACAGUUUCAGAUCUAUUCUGUAUCAGCUUGUUCCGCCUCUUCAUUGAGGAUAAAUGAUCUUUACACUGAGAGAAAUAUUCAAACCAAAGGCUCCAUGCUUUUUAUGGCUGCACUAUUCUAACAGAACAGAAAUAUUCCAGAUGUUUGUGCAUCCUUUUGUACAAAUUUUCCCCAAGUCAGCUUGACAUGUUUGGUAUCCUUUUUUGGAUCUCUGCUAGAAUUAAAAAUAAAGUUCUGUGGAUUUGAAGGAUGUUUAAUGUUUAAAAUGAUGGAUCAUCUUCUGCAGUCUUUCUUAAAUAAUCUAUCAUUGUCUGCCUUUUGCCUUUUAGCAUUAAAUUCCCUCUUUGUGUUUCCUCGGACUGUGUUUCCCUGUU
Thunnus maccoyii (southern bluefin tuna) is the source of this 1346-nucleotide messenger RNA. Its product is annotated as serine protease 27-like. The record is from RefSeq and is a predicted model, not a curated record. The transcript is spliced from 6 exons. Gene Ontology annotation, molecular function: serine-type endopeptidase activity. Bases 1 to 930 code for a protein of 309 amino acids. NCBI's taxonomy places the organism in Eukaryota, Metazoa, Chordata, Actinopteri, Scombriformes, Scombridae. Gene Ontology annotation, biological process: proteolysis.